Molecule: messenger RNA, 990 nt
Organism: Esox lucius (northern pike)
Lineage: Eukaryota; Metazoa; Chordata; Actinopteri; Esociformes; Esocidae
Product: complement C1q and tumor necrosis factor-related protein 9A-like
Exons: 4
Coding region: 111-839 (242 amino acids)
Molecular function (GO): protein binding
Source: RefSeq, a predicted model, not a curated record
UAAUGUUUAAUCGUACUCUGAUAUAAGAACACACUCUUUUUGAACUCCAACACAGUUUACAGUAAAGUAGAAGCUGAAUAUAUCAUCCUGUAAAAGUUUAGGUUUGUAGAAUGAGGGUAGUGGUUCUGACCCUGUUGAUGCUGUUCCUGUCCGGGACUCUCAGUGAAGAUGGUGGGGAAGACAACCGCUGUCAGACAGACAUGUGUAACAUUCUUAAGAGUUUGAAAGCCAUAGAAGCCAGAUUGAAUGCUACAGAGAACCAGAUGGAAGAAAUGAGAAACAUACAAGAUGCUGUUGCUGUACUACAGAGAACUGAUGAAGUACAGGGAAAAAAGCUUCAAGUGUUUUCAUUGCGGGCAAAUGCCACAGAGUUCAACAUGAAGCAACAGCAACACCUUCUGGACGAACUGAAGAACAAGAUUGAAGACAAACCAAAGAUCGCGUUUUUGGCUGCACUAGCAGGAUAUGGCCAUAUAACAUCCUCUGACAGAGAGACCAACUUGGCGUUCAGAAAUGUCUUGAUGAACAUUGGCAAUGCCUACAAUUCUGCCUCAGGUGUCUUCAGCGCACCAGUGAGAGGAGUCUACUACUUCAGCUUCUCGUCAUUUGGGUUCAGUGGUCGCAACGUCUGCGUAAGUCUGUUCAAGAAUAGUGAGCGGAUGUUGUCUGCAUGUGAUCAUCAUUCAGAGCCCGACACCUCUGACAGUGCAGGCAAUGGAGGGACACUGCAUUUAGAACAAGGGGCUCACGUGUACAUGACCCUGCAUGUAGGUUCUCACAUAUUUGCGAGCGCCGAAAACCGCAGCACAUUUAGAGGGUUCCUGCUUUUUAGGACAUGAGGAUAUAUCCCAUAAAAACACAGCUUGUGUCUCUCUAACGGCACACUGCUUAAUGUAGUACACUACAUUUGACCCACCUGGUACGGAUUUUAUCUGAACAAUUUUUUUUUUUAGUUUGUGAGUUGUCAGAAAUAAAAGAUUUUUGACUCUU